Raphanus sativus (radish) is the source of this 1112-nucleotide messenger RNA. RefSeq names its product squamosa promoter-binding protein-like 15. Lineage: Eukaryota; Viridiplantae; Streptophyta; Magnoliopsida; Brassicales; Brassicaceae. The record is from RefSeq and is a predicted model, not a curated record. Bases 180 to 1112 code for a protein of 310 amino acids. The transcript has 3 exons. Gene Ontology annotation, cellular component: nucleus. Gene Ontology annotation, molecular function: DNA binding.
GAUUGUCUCCUCUUUUGUCAGCUUCUCUCUCUUCAUUUAAAAGAAAGAUAGCAACUACUAAAAUAAGCAAAACCACAUUUUCUUUCCUUUAUUCUCCAAGUCCUUUCUAUUUCUACUUACAAUGAGCUUAACCAUUUCUUUCUCUGCCUGAGUAAGAAGGAACCAAGAACCAGAUAACCAUGGAGUUACUAAUGGGUUCUGGUCAGAACCGGACUGAGACGGAUGGUUCAUCCUCCACAGAGUCAUCUUCACUAACUACUGGACUCAGGUUUGGUCAGAAGAUCUACUUGGAGGAUGGAUCCGGAUCCCGGUUAAGCAAGAACCGGGGUCGUAAGUCUACUACAACAGCUAUGUGCCAAGUGGAAGGUUGUAGAGUGGAUCUAAGCAAUGCAAAAAGAUAUUACUCAAGGCACAAAGUCUGUUGCAUUCACUCAAAAUCAUCUAAAGUCAUUGUCUCUGGUCUUCUUCAAAGAUUCUGCCAACAAUGUAGCAGGUUUCACCAGCUUUCUGAGUUUGACUUGGAGAAAAGAAGUUGUAGAAGACGACUCACUUGUCAUAACGAAAGAAGAAGAAAGCCUCAAGCAACAACAGCAUCUCUUUACGGAAGGGUUUUGGGAGAUCCUACUACGUGGUCAACCGCAAGGGAUAGCCAUCAACUGAUGAAUGCUUUUUUAUCACAGGGAAGCUCAAGCUUUAGUAUAACAUACCCAGAGAUGGUGAACAAUAAUAAUAGCAGAGAGUCGAGCUGUGCUCUCUCUCUUCUGUCAAACCCAAAAACAACUCAGCAGCUGCAACAACUUCAGACAUCAGUCAGUGAUUCCUUGAGGGUUACAAUGGCUCAGUCACCACCUGUUUCAACAGUACAUAGUCAGUACACGAACCAAACCUGGGGGUUCAUGUCAGGCAAAAAGAGCAAUUCGCCUUGUGUGUCCCCUGUUUUGGGACUGAGCCAAAUCUCUGAGCCAGAUGAGCUCCGGUUCCUGAUGAGCAACGGCACCACAAUGGGUGGAUUCGAGUUCAACCUACAGCAGCAGGUUCUGAGGCAAUACCUGGAACCAGACGACUCACGAGCUUAUGACUCUUCUACUCAACAUUUUACUUGGCCUCUUUGA